Messenger RNA from Nelumbo nucifera (sacred lotus), 1928 nucleotides. NCBI's taxonomy places the organism in Eukaryota, Viridiplantae, Streptophyta, Magnoliopsida, Proteales, Nelumbonaceae. The record is from RefSeq and is a predicted model, not a curated record.
CCGGCCAUAGCUCCAUAAAUACCCAGCUCCCAUCCCAACCUUACUUAUUGUGUUUCAUUCCAAAGGUGGUUUCUCUGUUGCUCAAUUCAAACAAAUCUUCACACCCCUUUUCUGAAACUCUCUACACACCCCUUGUGGCGCCAAAAAUACACACAAAUUUUAGGCUAUUCAUUUAUUUUCCCCAAAUUUCAAACUGCUUAAUAUCUUUCUCUCUUGUCCAUUUGUUGUCCAUCUUCUCUCUCUCUCCUCUCUGAAAGAAAGGAGAGAAGAGAGGCUCGGUGGCUGGUCGCUGCGCGCGUCUAUUUCUUUGCUUUAAAUUCAAACAUACUACUGUAUAUUGCAAUACUUUUUCUUGUUUGAUGAAUUAACCUCUAUUGGAAGAUGAGGAUUGCCAUGUCGACUGCAUGUAAACAGGCUCACUCCUUACUAAAUUUUCCGGGCAGCGGAAUCAGUAUGGAAUCCUUCAACGUUCGUCGCCCCAAAAACACCGUCGUGUUCGUGAUGGGAGCCACAGGCACCGGGAAAUCCAAACUCUCAAUCGACCUGGCCACCCACUUCCGCGCAGAGAUUAUCAAUUCCGAUAAAAUGCAAGUAUACGAGGGACUGGAUAUUGCCACCAACAAAGUCACUGAAGAGGAGAUGUGCGGCAUCCCUCACCACCUGCUUGGAGUGGUGCACCCUGACGCCGACUUCACCGCCGAGGACUUCCGUCGUGCUGCUUCUCUCGCCGUUGAAUCUAUCGUCAGUCGUGACAAGCUUCCCAUUAUCGUGGGCGGCUCCAACUCAUACAUAGAAGCACUGGUGGAAGGCGGAGGUCGCGAGUUCGGUUCCAAGUAUGAUUGUUUGUUCCUUUGGGUGAAUGUGUCCUUGCCUGUGCUCGACAAGUUCGUAUCAGACCGAGUGGACGGCAUGGUUGAGGCGGGUCUGGUGGACGAGAUCAGGAAGGUCUUUAAACCGGAGGCCGACUAUUCACGGGGAAUCAGGAAGGCAAUCGGGGUACCGGAGUUUGACGGAUUUCUGCGAGCGGAAGCGGCAGCAACAGCAGACGAAGAAACCAUGGCGGGACUUCUGGGAGCGGCGACCGACGAUGUCAAGGUGAAUACUUGCAAAUUAGUCCGCUGCCAGUUGGAGAAGAUACUCCGGCUUAGGGACGUAAGGAAGUGGAAUCUCCAUUAUCUGGACGCCACCCAAGUGUUCGAGAGGCAGGGAAAAGAAGCGGGGGAGGCCUGGGAGAAGCUUAUUACAGGGCCAGCGAAGGAAUACGUCAGGAAAUUCCGUUACAGGGGCAUCGAAGAUCGUGCAGUAGCCACCGCCGCAGCCCCAACCAUCAAGACACCAGUCAUGAGCUCGGCGGUAGCUGCUGCAACUCGCUAACUGCUGUUACCCCACCCGAUCGCUCCGCUCCGUGGCAAAUGCCACGUAGCACAGAAUCUUCUUUAAACUUUAAACUCUCUUUCUUCCUCCUUCUUCUCUCUCCCCCUCAUACAGUCACCAUCAUCAUACCAAUUUCGACGAGGUUUCGUUAUUUAUGCGGCCGUACUGUGAUGAAAGCGUAAUUUCCGCCGCGGUGUGCAGAGUGCUAGACCAACGGCUUCAUGCGUUCCGAGUCUUUUGUGGAUAUCGUGGCCUAUCAGAUUUUAUAUAGUAAAAGAUGAGAGGAAUUGGUGCUGAAUUUAGGCCCGACCGUCGGCGUAUCUUUUUCAAGUCUGUUCUUUUAUCUUUCCUUCCUUUUAUAUAAUUACCGUUAAUGCCCAGAUAAUUUAUACUUUCCAUAUAAAUUCGCUGUAAUUUUUUUUUUCUGCUAUUAGUUGGUUGGUUAUCCGCAUGCAUCGAGUCAAAGCUAUAGUCUAAUGUUGUAUGCUUGACAGACAUGCCAGCAAACAAAGCCGGAUGACUGCUGCUUAAUUGAAAUUUGAAUUUAGUGCCCA